AUGAGGCGGCUGCCCUCCACCAGCGAAGGCCGAGACAGUGAUCGCAUACUUUAUGAGGAGGAGUUCCAGGGCCAGGCUUUAGGAGUCACAUGGGCCCAGGCUUUAGGAGUCACAGGGGCCCAGGCUUUAGAAGUCACAGGGACCCAGGCUUUAGGAGUCACAGGGGCCCAGGCUUUAGGAGUCACAGGGGCCCAGGCUUUAGGAGUCACAGGGGCCCAGGCUUUAGGAGUCACAGGGGCCCAGGCUUUAGGAGUCACAGGGGCCCAGGCUUUAGGAGUCACAGGGGCCCAGGCUUUAGGAGUCACAGGGGCCCAGGCUUUAGGAGUCACAGGGGCCCAGGCUUUAGGAGUCACAGGGGCCCAGGCUUUAGGAGUCACAGGGGCCCAGGCUUUAGGAGUCACAGGGGCCCAGGCUUUAGGAGUCACAGGGGCCCAGGCUUUAGGAGUCACAGGGGCCCAGGCUUUAGGAGUCACAGGGGCCCAGGCUUUAGGAGUCACAGGGGCCCAGGCUUUAGGAGUCACAGGGGCCCAGGCUUUAGGAGUCACAGGGGCCCAGGCUUUAGGAGUCACAUGGGCUCAGGCUUUAGGAGUCACAGGGGCCCAGGCUUUAGGAGUCACAGGGGCCCAGGCUUUAGGAGUCACAGGGGCCCAGGCUUUAGGAGUCACAGGGGCCCAGGCUUUAGGAGUCACAGGGGCUCAGGCUUUAGGAGUCACAGGGGCCCAGGCUUUAGGAGUCACAGGGGCCCAGGCUUUAGGAGUCACAGGGACCCAGGCUUUAGGAGUCACAGGGGCCCAGGCUUUAGGAGUCACAGGGACCCAGGCUUUAGGAGUCACAGGGGCCCAGGCUUUAGGAGUCACAGGGGCCCAGGCUUUAGGAGUCACAGGGGCCCAGGCUUUAGGAGUCACAGGGGCCCAGGCUUUAGGAGUCACAGGGGCCCAGGCUUUAGGAGUCACAGGGACCCAGGCUUUAGGAGUCACAGGGGCCCAGGCUUUAGGAGUCACAGGGGCCCAGGCUUUAGGAGUCACAGGGACCCAGGCUUUAGGAGUCACAGGGGCCCAGGCUUUAGGAGUCACAGGGGCCCAGGCUUUAGGAGUCACAGGGACCCAGGCUUUAGGAGUCACAGGGGCCCAGGCUUUAGGAGUCACAGGGACCCAGGCUUUAGGAGUCACAGGGACCCAGGCUUUAGGAGUCACAGGGGCCCAGGCUUUAGGAGUCACAGGGGCCCAGGCUUUAGGAGUCACAGGGGCCCAGGCUUUAGGAGUCACAGGGGCCCAGGCUUUAGGAGUCACAGGGACCCAGGCUUUAGGAGUCACAGGGGCCCAGGCUUUAGGAGUCACAGGGGCCCAGGCUUUAGGAGUCACAGGGGCCCAGGCUUUAGGAGUCACAGGGGCCCAGGCUUUAGGAGUCACAGGGGCCCAGGCUUUAGGAGUCACAGGGGCCCAGGCUUCGGGAGCAGGCCGGUCCUCGGCCGCGCGAAAGUGUCUGCGGUCGGCGCGUUUCCCCGGCCCGCCGCCGCGCCGCGCCACCGGCGCGAUGACCCACAAAAUGGCGGCGGCGCGUCUCCGGCCGGGAGUUGCGCAAGGCUGCCGCCUGGCGGGACUGUUCCCGGGACAUCCAGCCCACUAG
Bacillus rossius redtenbacheri is the source of this 1626-nucleotide messenger RNA. RefSeq names its product protein FAM186A-like. The transcript has 4 exons. Bases 1 to 1626 code for a protein of 541 amino acids. The record is from RefSeq and is a predicted model, not a curated record. NCBI's taxonomy places the organism in Eukaryota, Metazoa, Arthropoda, Insecta, Phasmatodea, Bacillidae.